Messenger RNA from Oncorhynchus nerka (sockeye salmon), 11080 nucleotides. It is a transcript of the gene myo5aa, whose product is annotated as myosin VAa. The record is from RefSeq and is a predicted model, not a curated record. Gene Ontology annotation, biological process: actin filament organization; vesicle transport along actin filament. Gene Ontology annotation, cellular component: cytoplasm; myosin complex; vesicle. Bases 49 to 5649 code for a protein of 1866 amino acids. The transcript has 41 exons. NCBI's taxonomy places the organism in Eukaryota, Metazoa, Chordata, Actinopteri, Salmoniformes, Salmonidae. Gene Ontology annotation, molecular function: microfilament motor activity; ATP binding; actin filament binding.
GGGGGGCAAAGUUUAAGAUAAGGCUCUGGGAUCUGCUGAGGCGUGAAGAUGAACGAGAAUCAGGAGUUGGAUUAUAUGUUUGUCAAAUUUGCUCGGGUGUGGAUCCCUGAUGCAGAUGAGGUGUGGAAGUCAGCAGAGCUCACUAAGAACUACAAACAUGGAGAUUCCACCCUACACCUCACACUGGAGGAUGGAAUGGACAUUGAGCACAAGCUGGAUGAUAAGACAAAGAACCUUCCUCACCUCCGGAACCCUGACAUCCUGGUGGGGGAGAAUGACCUCACAGCUCUUAGCUACCUCCACGAGCCGGCCGUCCUGCACAACCUUAAAGUCCGCUUCACCGACUCCAAACUCAUCUACACAUACUGUGGUAUUGUGCUGGUGGCCAUUAAUCCCUAUGAGAACCUUCCCAUCUACGGUAGUGACAUCAUCAAUGCGUACAGUGGCCAGAACAUGGGAGACAUGGACCCUCACAUCUUCGCUGUGGCUGAGGAAGCUUACAAACAGAUGGCCAGAGAUGAGAGGAACCAGUCUAUAAUCGUAAGCGGUGAGUCGGGAGCAGGGAAGACUGUCUCAGCUAAAUACGCCAUGCGCUACUUUGCUACGGUCAGUGGAGCAGCCACAGAGGCCAACGUAGAGGAGAAGGUCCUCGCAUCCAACCCCAUCAUGGAGGCGAUAGGAAACGCUAAGACGACUCGUAACGACAACAGCAGUCGUUUCGGGAAGUACAUUGAGAUCGGCUUCGACAAACGCUACCGUAUCAUUGGAGCUAACAUGAGGACAUAUCUACUGGAGAAGUCUAGAGUGGUGUUUCAGGCGGACGAGGAGAGGAACUAUCAUAUCUUCUACCAGCUGUGUGCGUCCUCCCAUCUACCAGAGUUCAAGAAUCUGAAGCUAGGUAGUGCUGAUGUCUUCCACUGCACCAAUCAGGGCCGGAACCCGGUCAUCGAUGGAGUCGACGAUGCUAAAGAGAUGUGCACAACACAACAUGCCUUCUCACUGCUAGGCAUCAACGAGUUGAACCAGAAGGGGCUGUUCCAGGUCCUGGCUGCCAUCUUACAUCUGGGCAACGUGGAGAUCAAGGACCGAGACUCUGACAGCAGCAUCAUACCUCCCAAUAACCGCCACCUGACAGUGUUCUGUGAGCUGAUGGGCGUGACCUACCAGGACAUGUCUCAUUGGCUGUGCCACAAGAAGCUGAAGACAGCCCAGGAGACCUACAUCAAGCCCAUCCCUCGGCUGCAAGCCUCCAAUGCCCGUGACGCGCUCGCCAAACACAUCUACGCCAAAGUCUUCAACUGGAUCGUGGACCAUGUCAACAAAUCUCUACGCGCCACCGUCAAACAGCACUCCUUCAUAGGAGUCCUGGAUAUCUAUGGGUUUGAGACGUUUGAGAUCAACAGUUUUGAACAGUUCUGUAUCAACUAUGCUAACGAGAAACUGCAACAGCAGUUUAACAUGCAUGUGUUCAAGCUGGAGCAGGAGGAGUAUUUGAAGGAGCAGAUUCCCUGGACUCUGAUAGACUUCUAUGAUAACCAGCCAUGUAUCAACCUCAUAGAGGCCAAGAUGGGGGUACUCGACCUGCUGGACGAAGAGUGCAAGAUGCCUAAAGGUUCAGAUGACUCGUGGGCCCAGAAGCUGUAUAACACCCAUCUGAAGACCUGCUCUCUGUUUGAGAAACCUCGCAUGUCCAACAAAGCCUUCAUCAUACAGCACUUCGCUGACAAGGUGCAGUACCAGUGUGAUGGCUUUCUGGAGAAGAACAAGGACACAGUGAAUGAAGAGCAGAUCAAUGUCCUGAAGGCCAGCAAGUUGGACCUGCUAGUGGAGCUGUUUCAGGAUGAGGAGAAAGUGACCAGUCCAACAGGGACCGCUCCAGGAGGUCGAACACGACUCAGCGUCAAACCAAAAGAGGUCAGAUCUGGAGCAAGCAGCAAGGAGCACAAGAAGACUGUUGGCUGCCAGUUCCGGAACUCUCUGGCUAUGUUGAUGGAGACUCUGAAUGCGACCACUCCUCACUAUGUUCGCUGCAUCAAGCCCAACGACCUCAAGUUCCCCUUCACGUUUGACCCUAAGCGAGCGGUGCAGCAGCUCAGAGCCUGUGGUGUUCUGGAGACCAUCCGCAUCUCAGCCGCAGGCUUCCCAUCCAGAUGGACCUACCAGGAGUUCUUCAGUCGUUACCGGGUUCUGAUGAAGCAGAAAGACGUCCUGUCGGACAGGAGGCUGACCUGUAGGAACGUCCUGGAGAAACUGGUGCAGGACCAGGACAAGUACCAGUUUGGUAAGACUAAGAUCUUCUUCAGGGCUGGUCAGGUUGCCUACCUUGAGAAGCUGAGGGCUGAUAAGCUGAGGAAGGCGUGCGUCCGUAUCCAGAAGACCAUCCGCUGCUGGCUGGUACGCAAGAAGUACCUCCGAAAGAAGCAUGCUGCCAUCACCAUCCAGAGAUACACCCGUGGACACCAGGCCCGCUGUCUGGUUAAGUACAUGCGUCAGACCCUGGCAGCCAUCACUAUCCAGAAGUUCCAGAGGAUGUGUGUCCAGAGGAAAGUGUACCUACAGAAGCAGGCUGCUGCUCUGGUCAUGCAGACUAUCCUCAGAGCGUACAUGGCCCGACAGAAAUACCAAGGGUUGCUGCGUAACCACAAAGCUGUGUUCAUCCAGAAACAUGUGCGUGGCUGGCUGGCCAGACAGCGGUACAAGCGCUCCCUGCGAGCCAUCGUCUAUCUGCAGUGCUGCAUCAGGAGGAUGAAGGCCAAGAAAGAGCUGAAGAAGCUGAAAAUCGAGGCCCGCUCCGUUGAACAUUUCAAGAAACUUAACGUUGGCAUGGAGAAUAAGAUCAUGCAGCUGCAGAGGAAGUUAGACGAACAGGCUAAAGACAACCGUGUGACCAGCGAGCGGCUGAACUGUCUGGAGACGUCCCACGCGGUGGAGAGUGAGAAGCUGAAGGUAGAGGUGUCUAAGCUGAAGGGGAUAGAAGAGGAAGCCAAGAACAACGCCAACCGUGUCACUUCCCUUCUGGAGCAGCUGGAGAGGCUGAGGAAGGAGCUGACCACCACCCAGAAAGAGAAGAAGACCAUUGAGGACUGGGCUACCAAGUACAGGGAUGAGAUGGAAAAGAUGGUAGCAGAGCUGAAGCAGCAGAAUGGUCUGCUGAAGACCGAGAAAGACGACCUGAACCGAAUGAUCAAGGAACAGAGCCAGCAGAUGACAGAGAAAAUGACUCGUGCAUUAGCGGAGGAGACUCAGCAGUUGGAGAGCGAUCUGAACGAGGAGAGGUCUCGCUACCAGAACCUCCUAACAGAACACCUGAGACUGGAGGAACGCUACGACGACCUCAAGGAAGAAAUCACUCUCUCUGUGAGCGUGCCCAAGCCCGGCCACAGGAGAACAGACUCCACCCACAGCAGCAACGGAUCAGAGUGCACCUACAACUCAGAGUUCGCCGAAUCAGAAGAAAGUUCCCGACAUGGAGAAGAUGUGACCCGGGGCAUGGACACGUCUCUGACUCUGAAGCUGCAGAAGCGCGUAACCGAGCUGGAGCAGGAGAAAUCCUCUCUCCGCAACGAGCUAGAAAACAAGGAGGAGCAGUUCCAGCGGGCUAGAGUCAGGGAUGAUGAGGAGCAUAAGAAAUCACGUGGAGCAGAACUGGAGUACGAGUCUCUCAAGCGCCAGGAGCUGGAUUCCGAGAACAAGAAGUUGAAGCACGACUUGACCGCCAUGAGGCAGAGCCUGCUGGGUAAUGCAGGCGCUGGGGCAGGGGCACCAGGAAGUCCACCCUACAAAGUUCUCAUGGACCAACUGAACUCCUCGUGCGAGGAGCUGGAGGUGCGGAAAGAGGAGGUGCUGAUUCUACGAUCUCAACUGGUCUCACAGAAGGAGGCCAUGCAGCACAAGGAGACGAUGACGGAGCCAGUGCACUAUGCAGAGGAUGUCCAUAAGAUGAAGGACUCUGGUGCAAUCACUCAGGCUUAUCUAGGACUCAAAGAUACCAACAGAUCUCCCAGGUUCUUGCGUAAACCACUAGAAGCCAAUGAGCUCCUAAAUCGGCUCAGACUGUUGGAGGGCCAGAUGCAGCAGCAGCGGCGUAGCUAUGACAACGAGGUGGAGGUGUUGCGAGGGGAGUUACAGAGUGUUAAAGAGGAGAAUAACCGUCAACAACAGCUGCUGGCCCAGAACCUGCAGCUCCCACCAGAGGCACGCAUAGAGGCUAGUCUACAGCAUGAGAUCACACGACUCACCAACGAAAACCUGGAGAUGCUGAGGACUGAGGAUCCAACAGCAUAUCGCAGCGCCAAAGUCAACAUAUUACGACGGAUGGUUGACCUCAUGGAACAGCUGGAGAAGCAGGAUAAAACUAUCCGGAAGCUUAAGAAACAGCUGAAGGUGUUCUCCAAGAAGAUUGGAGAAAUGGGAGCUGGCCAUGUUGAGACUAUAUCUCCGGGUCAGAUGGUUGAAGAGACGGUCCGUCCGGUGAACAUUCCUCGUCGUGAGAAAGACUUCCAGGGAAUGUUGGAGUACAAGAAGGAGGAUGAGCUGAAACUGGUUAAGAACCUCAUACUGGAGUUGAAGCCUCGUGGUGUAGCGGUGAAUCUGAUCCCAGGCCUGCCAGCCUACAUCCUCUUCAUGUGUCUGAGGCAUGCUGACUAUGUCAACGAUGACCAGAAGGUCAGGACGCUGCUCACAUCCACCAUCAACAGCAUCAAGAAGAUACUCAAGAAACGGGGGGAUGACUUUGAGACGGUCUCCUUCUGGCUGUCCAACACCUGCCGCUUCCUACACUGUCUGAAACAGUACAGCGGAGAUGAGUCGUUUAUGAAGCACAACACUCCUAAGCAGAAUGAUCACUGCCUGUCUAACUUUGACCUGGCUGAGUACCGGCAGGUCCUCAGUGACCUGGCCAUUCAGAUCUACCAGCAGCUCAUCAAAUGCAUGGAGAACAUCCUACAGCCCAUGAUUGUCUCUGGUAUGUUGGAGCAUGAGACCAUCCAGGGUGUGUCGGGGGUUAAGCCGACCGGUCUGCGUAAACGGACUUCGAGCAUCGCUGACGAGGGAACCUACACGCUGGAAUCCAUCUUACGCCAGCUCAGCGCUUUCCACUCCACCAUGUGUCAGCACGGCACCGACCCUGAACUCAUCAAACAGGUUGUGAAGCAGCAGUUCUACAUCAUUGGAGCUGUGACUCUCAACAAUCUACUGCUGCGUAAAGACAUGUGCUCCUGGAGCAAAGGCAUGCAGAUCAGGUAUAACGUGAGUCAGCUGGAGGAGUGGCUGCGUGACAAGUCUCUGAUGCUGUGUGGAGCCAAGGAGACUCUGGAGCCUCUGAUUCAGGCUGCUCAGCUGCUGCAAGUCAAGAAGAAGACGGACGAAGACGCCGAGGCCAUCUGCUCCAUGUGCAACAGCCUGUCCACAUCUCAGAUUGUGAAGGUGUUGAACCUGUACACUCCAGUCAACGAGUUUGAAGAGAGGGUGUCUGUUACCUUCAUACGAACCAUACAGACUCGUUUGCGGGACCGCUGUGAGACUCCUCAGCUGUUGAUGGACACUAAGAUCAUCUACCCAGUCACCUUCCCUUUCAACCCCUCCUCUCUGGCCCUGGAGACUAUCCAAAUACCAGGCUCCCUCAACCUAGCCUUCCUUACCCGCGUCUAACACACACACACACACACAUACACAACUAAUAGAUAGGCUAUACAUAUGUACACAUGCAUACACAAAGCAUUCUCUUCCUAACACAUCCAAACACUUACAUAUAGUGCACACACACAUACACGCGCUCAGCUUCCACCCUACGGUAGUCUUUAUAUCAGUAGUUGAAAGCCCAUCCUCCGCGUGUACAAAUGCUCAACUCUAAGAGAAUGCACCGCUACAGGCCACCUUUUCUCCUAUCUUACCCCCUUUUACUAAGCUCCCCACCUACAACCCCAUUUAAGACCUAGUACCGUGUUCCCCCAGUCCUCUUUUCUCCUCUUUGUUCUCUUCUCAAUAGUGUAGUGUUUUCUAGCAGUCCGGUUCUCCCAUAGGAAUGUAUUACGGUACACUUAAGCUAGCUGUCCAGGGCUAGCAUCACAGCUAGCUAGCUCCUUCAGCUAAGCUCAGCUAGCAUCUGUUGUGUUAUGAUAGGAUGCUAGCGCUUCCACAGUUUUCUAGCUAGCAUCAGUUUUGAGUAUAUCGUUAUCAACUCACCCACUGAACACAUUCAAGCCAAGUGCAGUACCCAUUGUCUGUACCAUACUUUUAUACAUAUAUAAAUACAUAUAAAUAUUAAUAUAUAUAUAUAUAUCACGCUAGGGUGUUUUAUUUAUUGCAUUUAUCUCACUCCCUUUCCUAAAAUACGUUUUUCUUUGCAGACAGAAAACAUGGAUACCAUAGACUUGUAGGCUUAUCUCUCUAGCUUUCCAGACCGGAGAGAAGUAUGGCCAUGGAAAGACCACUAAAGUCCUGUAGUAUUAGAAUUAUGUCUACAGCAGAUGAUCUAUGCAGUCUCAUUUAAUUAGCACUAUUUAAUGUAGCUUUUUAUUUGUUUAGCUCAUGAUGUAUUGUGCUUUAAGAUCUCUAUGCCGUUGCUUUGUCCUGCUUUAACCUGCUUCUCUAGUAGAUCUGCACUUCAGCACCACUGCACCAGAGGUUGAAAUAGAGGAUUAGACUGGACCAGAGGUUGAAAUAGAGGAUUAGACUGGACCAGAGGUUGAAAUAGAGGAUUAGACUGGACCAGAGGUUAAAAUAGAGGAUUAGACUGGAACAGAGAUUGAAAUAGAGGAUUAGACUGGAACAGAGAUUGAAAUAGAGGAUUAGACUGGAACAGAGGUUGAAAUAGAGGAUUAGACUGGACCAGAGGUUAAAAUAGAGGAUUAGACUGGAACAGAGAUUGAAAUAGAGGAUUAGACUGGAACAGAGGUUGAAAUAGAGGAUUAGACUGGAACAGAGGUUGAAAUAGAGGAUUAGACUGGAACAGAGGUUGAAAUAGAGGAUUAGACUGGAACAGAGGUUGAAAUAGAGGAUUAGACUGGAACAGAGGUUGAAAUAGAGGAUUAGACUGGAACAGAGGUUGAAAUAGAGGAUUAGACUGGAACAGAGGUUGAAAUAGAGGAUUAGACUGGAACAGAGGUUGAAAUAGAGGAUUAGACUGGAACAGAGGUUGAAAUAGAGGAUUAGACUGGAACAGAGGUUGAAAUAGAGGAUUAGACUGGAACAGAGGUUGAAAUAGAGGAUUCGACUGGAACAGAGGUUGAAAUAGAGGAUUCGACUGGAACAGAGGUUGAAAUAGAGGAUUCGACUGGAACAGAGGUUGAAAUAGAGGAUUCGACUGGAACAGAGGUUGAAAUAGAGGAUUAGAUUGGAACAGAGGUUGAAAUAGAGGAUUAGACUGGAACAGAGGUUGAAAUAGAGGAUUAGAUUGGAACAGAGGUUGAAAUAGAGAGAGGAUUAGACUUGCAGUAGUUGGCUAGACUGGACGAGUAGUUUAGAUGGGUAUGGGUAUAAAACUAUCAGGUUUAGACAGCUUCAGCUACUGUACUUGCUUCUCCACUUUAACUAAGUAGUUUGAUUUCAAAACCACUACAGAGGACUCACUAACUCUAACACACACUAGUGACUGUUGUUAAAAACAGAAGCACGCUGGAUCCUACAUAUCCACUACCACAGUGUUUCCCAAACUAUUGGACCCGGCCCCAUGUGGGGUCGCCUGAUUUUUAAAAAUGGGGUCGGAAAAAAAUACAAUAAAACCGCUCUUUGUUCAUAGAACAAGGGUUACGUCGGUAACCUCCGGUAGCCUCUGUAACCUCCGGUAGCCUCGGUAACCUCCGGUAGCCUCUAGAUACAGUUGUAAUAAACAGAGCAGUUUCUGUUUUCUUCCUACAAAUGUGGCUCUAUCUUUUAAAAGAUACAACAUAUAAUGACCCCAUCAUUGAAAGAUCAGACUCUCAGGAACACGGAUGUGUCUUCUGUUUCCUUCUACAAUGGCCACAAGCCUCAUUAGAACAGAGUGGACAAGACCAGGAACUAAAUCAGAUAAAACAAUAAGUUUACAUUAGCGUUGACGUCACUUUUUUCUACAUGGUGGAGUCGUGAUGUUUUCUGAUAUCAAAAUGGGGCUGCGGACCAAACAGUUAGAACUCCUGCAGUACCAACUACUACAUAUCUACAUGUCCUCACCCCACCACUCUGUCUGCGCCACUCUCUGUACAUUAUGAUGGACAAGAUCUAUAGGUAAUCCUUUCAGUAUUAUAGCCUUGGAAAGGAGGUUGUGUGUUACUAAACCUGGUUACCACUGAGCCAGUCUGUUUUACUGUAGUUGCUCUCAUAAUCCAUCGCAUUUAGACUCAAUAUCAACCAUGUCUUGAAUGUUUUCCCCUACAGCCUGUAUGAUAAUGCUGCCUUGCCAGCUUUACUCCAGAAACUAAAUCACUUCUUUGUAGACAAACUAUUACAUGCCCUGGCUACAGUCUCUACCCUACCCUACUCUAACUCUUACCCCCUUCUUUCAUUCCCUACUAACCUACUCUAACCCCCUUCUUUCAUUCCCUACUAACCUACUCUAACCCCCUUCUUUCAUUCCCUACUAACCUACUCUACCUCUUACCCCCUUAUUUCAUUCCCUACUAACCUACUCUAACAACUCCUUCACUGUCUCCCCAACCCCCUCUUCACUGUCUCCCCAACCCCUCUUCACUGUCUCCCUCUUCACUGUCUCCCCUACCCCCUCUUCACUGUCUCCCCAACCCCCUCUUCACUGUCUCCCCUACCCCCUCUUCACUGUCUCCCCAACCCCUCUUCACUGUCUCCCCAACCCCUUCUUCACUGUCUCCCCAACCCCUUCUUCACUGUCUCCCCAACCCCUUCUUCACUGUCUCCCAACCCCUUCUUCACUGUCUCCCCAACCCCCUCUUUACUGUCUCCCCAACCCCCUCUUCACCGUGUCCCAACAUCAGCCAAGUCUGUUUUCAUGGCUCUACUUUUAGAGAAAGCAGCCAUGUUUUUACUCUGCACCAGAUAGUGACCAGGAGAGGGCGACAUUGGACACUAGGUCACAUGACUGUGGCUUCUCUAAAACCAGACGUUCUGCCAGAUGUUCUAUAGAAUCAAAGAAGAUAUACUAACAUUCUAUUCACUACCACUCAGGCCUUUCUAACCUCUCUGACUGGUCAACCGCUGAGGGACAGAAAGGAUAGAACUACAUUUCUCAUCACCGUUGCCUCUCUUCCUUACUUGUGCCAUCAGUGUUCACCCAUACCCUAACUGCUCAUCAACCAUCAACUUUAUUUAACCAUCAACCUUAUUGUUUAAUCUUCAACCUUAUUUUACCGUGACCUUUAUUUGCCUCCCAACCCUGACCCUUUGAAUGUUGUUCCCUGACCUAUAGAGAAACGCGACUCAGAAAAUCAUAUUAUUAUUACUAUCAUUGAUGUAGGAGUCAAGUUCAUGUUUAAACUUGUUUUGUGGUGCAAUUUGAUUAAUAAUCAUAUAUUUAUUAUUGGGACCAUCAUGAGUGUAUUGUAUAAAAAUUAAAAAUGGCCUUUUUGUUACAUUUUUGCAGCGUUGCAUUUUAAUGAAGGAUUUUUAGGAUGAAGUUUUAGGUUGUUCAACAUGUGUAUAGUGAUACCAGAUCUAAAAUGCAUAUCUGCAUCUUGGACGAUACUGGAAAACGAUACUGAAAUAGUGCAGGUUUUACCCUUGUGAAUGUUUUAGCUGUUAUUGAUCAUACAUAUAGGAUAACUUCGUUGUUACUCAUGUUUGGGACAAAGCCUUACAUAUGAUUUUAAAAACAUAUCAUCUCCUGUCUUUGUCUGUGUCUGUCUGUUACACGACUACUGUUUUAAAAAGUAGCAUUAUUAUUGAAUGUUUUGACAAGUUGUCCUUAGAUCUUAUUUCAGAGGCUGGGAUGGAAGGAUAGUUUUGACAAGUUGUCCUUAGAUCUUAUUUCAGAGACUGGGAUGGAAGGAUUGUUUUGACAAGUUGUCCUUAGAUCUUAUUUCAGAGGCUGGGAUGGAAGGAUAGUUUUGACAAGUUGUCCUUAGAUCUUAUUUCAGAGGCUGGGAUGGAAGGAUUGUUUUGACAAGUUGUCCUUAGAUCUUAUUUCAGAGGCUGGGAUGGAAGGAUUGUUUUGACAAGUUGUCCUUAGAUCUUAUUUCAGAGGCUGGGAUGGAAGGAUUGUUUUGACAAGUUGUCCUUAGAUCUUAUUUCAGAGGCUGGGAUGGAAGGAUUGUUUUGACAAGUUGUCCUUAGAUCUUAUUUCAGAGGCUGGGAUGGAAGGAUUGUUUUGCUUUCUGUCUAGUUGCACUUUUUGAAAUAUUUACUGAACAAGUUGAAUAAACGCUGAUAAAGUUAGCUCUGUCUGCCCUUAACCCAUCUGAUAUUCUAAUUUCUUUGAUCAUCAUGUGGUUUAUGCUCCUCAGACAGGUCAUCUAGCUGUAGUCAUUUACACAGUAGAAGGCUAUAGUCUUACUGACUAUCCCAAAUGGUACCAUAUUCACUAGAUAGUGCACAGCUUUUGACCAGGGCCCAUAGGGAAUAGGGCGCCAUUUGGUAUGUACCCUUAGCCCAUUUCUAUGAUUAGCCUUCGUCAAGCAGUGUAGAUGGACCACUCUUCCCGCUCUCCCCUUCCCUUAUAGUUUCCCACUCUGUAUAUGCUGUGUGCCUCAGACAGGCUUGUUCAUGUAGACACUCUGUGGUACGACCGGUCUUCACCUCAUUUGAGAUAUACAUUUUAACAUCUCCAGAUGGUUCUUAAAAUAGAUACUUAAAAUCUCCCUUUUUAUGGUUUUGACAAUUGAGGUCAAUGCUAAAGUAUCACAUCAAGUCAUGACAUCAUCACCAACCGACACAUCUCAUUGAUCUAAUGAUGUUCAGACUUCAUACAGUCCACCUGUGGUAGAGAUGCUGAACUCUGCUCUCUCCUCUCCAUCUCCUGGCUUCUAUUCAAUUAUUUGUCCUCUCUCCUCCCGUGUGUACAGCGGGAGAACUGGACUGUGUGUAUCAUUCCUGGUAGCUGUACUUAGUGAAUAUGUUCACCAUUAACAAACUUGGAAUAAGUUUAAAUUGUCAAACCCUGUAAAAGACAAAUAAAGGAAUUCAGCACUGAAAA